This is a messenger RNA of Paramuricea clavata, 1056 nucleotides long. The record is from the annotation of a GenBank genome assembly. NCBI's taxonomy places the organism in Eukaryota, Metazoa, Cnidaria, Anthozoa, Malacalcyonacea, Plexauridae.
AUGAAAAUCUAUGUGAAUAACAGUCGAAGUGUAACACUUUGUGCCUUAGAAGUUGAGUCGAACACUACGGCUGAAUGUGUGCAGAAUAAAAUCCAAGAGAAGCUAGAAAUUCCCUCAGAAAAGCAGCGACUUUUCUUCACGGACAAAGUACUCGACGUUGAGAAAACGCUAGGCGGCUAUGAAAUAUGUAAUGGGUCGUCUAUAAAACUGGAAUUCACAUCGUCUACUACAGAUGAAGCAACAACAUAUGGGGAAGGAUUAAAGAUUACAGAUAAGAGAACCCUGAAGUGGCUCGGUAGCUUUGAAAGCCUAAAAUAUCUCAUCGAGAAAUUGCAAUUACCAAAAGCCAAAUGGAUGACUCCAGGCGGUGGCUCGAAAUUGUAUGAAUGCGAAGAGUUUUCUGUGCGCUGGUAUUCAACUAAUGGAACACUCACUUUCAAGGGAAAUAAAGCCAGUGAAAUUAAAGCAAACUUCAUCUCCAUCUUGGAAAACGAAGUAGAAGAGAUUAGCCAAAGUCAAGACGAAUUGCAAUAUAAUCUAUUGAUAAACGAUCUCAUGAGUAAAUUCAUGCAAAGAAUAGACGACAAGGUCGAGGGGAUUUCGCAAGAAGUAAACAAUCUGAAGGCCAAUACAAGUCAACCAGAACGAAUUGAUCUGAUCAACAACCUCAAACGGGAAAUAGACGAACUUAAAAAUGAAAGCUUAGAAUUACGCCAAAGGAAUGCAACUAUAUCGUACGCUAUGGCAGACUUGCAAACUAAAGUUAAAGACACGGAGAACGAAAAAACCAGCCUAAUUACGGCAAUUAAGCUGGUUCAACUCGAUCAAUCCAAACCUAGUGGAACCAAAAAUCAAGUUGACACCUGGCAUGUUGUUCGAAAUAAGAAACCAAACGUUAGCAAGGAUGCCCACAAAACGGCCGCCGAUAUCUCGGAUGUUAACAGAUAUGAAGUCCUUAGUGACAGCGAUGUAGAACUAACAGAAGGACAACGCCCGCCUUAUGUCAGACCGAUCACGACCCACAAGAAUCCUGGCAAAAAAAGUAUCAACUUUUGA